Messenger RNA from Durio zibethinus, 4100 nucleotides. RefSeq names its product auxin response factor 18-like. Gene Ontology annotation, molecular function: DNA binding. Gene Ontology annotation, biological process: response to hormone; regulation of DNA-templated transcription. The record is from RefSeq and is a predicted model, not a curated record. Gene Ontology annotation, cellular component: nucleus. Lineage: Eukaryota; Viridiplantae; Streptophyta; Magnoliopsida; Malvales; Malvaceae.
GAUGAAAUCACCAAAUUGUUAAUGACAAACGUGGCCAAGCAAUGAGUGGUGCGAUAGAAGAACUGCAGAUAAAAUCACAUGAUGUGAGGAGAAAAAGGACUAAAACUCGAACUAUGAGAGCAAAACUAGAAAAAGUCAAGUGAAGUAGAGACGCAUCGGAGGGAGAAACUUAUGAGAAAACUACAGAAAGAGACGAGAGAGAGAGAAAACGGUUUUGGGGAUUUGGUACUAUCGAUUCAAUAUUUUCUGAGCUAAUUUUUAGAGAGGGAAGGAAGGGGCAAAAAAACAACAACAACAAAGACAACAACAGCAAAGGAUAGCAACAGCAGCUCCACUCUUGCAUUACACAAGUGCUUCAACAAAAAAAAGAAAGCAAAAUGGUAUUGGAGACUCCAAAAAGAAGGCGGUUUUAAGUGGACCAGACAAAAGUAGAAAGCGGUUUUGUAACUGAAACAGAGCAGGCCAAAGAUUAUAGUAAGGGGAAAAAAAAAGGAAAAUCCCCACAGUCGUUACAGGGAAACUACCAACAUUGAAUUCAUAUAUAACCGUCGUGUUUAGUCAGUCUUUUUAUUUUUUGUUUAUUUUUAUUAUUUUCUUUUCUUUCCUUAUUUCGACUCUUCCUGGGGGAUCCUCUCUGCCCUUAUUAAUGGGGUAGGCUCUGCCUGCUUCAAAGACUUUUUUGCUUUUUAGCUAUAGUGUUUCUGUUUUAGUGCUUUUCUUUCUCUGCAUCGUCGGUACGACCUCGUUUUGAUGGCUCAUGUAGAAGGUAUUCCAAGGGGUUCCUCGGCUCAUGCGGAGUCAGGUUUGAAUGUUGAUGAUCUCUAUCCAGAACUGUGGAAGUUAUGUGCAGGGCCGUUGGUGGAGAUUCCUCGGGUUCACGAGAGAGUCUUUUACUUCCCUCAGGGUCACAUGGAACAAUUAGAAGCGUCAACUAAUCAGGAACUUAAUCAUCAAGCCCCGCUGUUUAAUCUUCCUUCGAAGAUCCUAUGUCGUGUUCUUCACGUUCAAUUACUGGCAGAACAAGAGACAGAUGAGGUUUAUGCUCAGAUCACUUUGCAGCCUGAAUCGGAUCAAAGUGAACCUACAAGUCCUGAUCCCUGCCCAGACCCCUGCCCAAUUGAGGCUCCAAAGAGGACAGUUCAUUCCUUUUGUAAGAUUUUAACGGCAUCAGACACAAGCACCCAUGGAGGGUUCUCUGUUCUCAGAAAGCAUGCUACUGAGUGCCUGCCUCCUUUGGAUAUGAAUCAAGCAACUCCAACUCAGGAGUUGGCUGCCAAAGAUCUUCAUGGGUUUGAGUGGCGGUUUAAGCAUAUAUUUAGGGGGCAACCACGGAGACAUUUACUUACAACAGGGUGGAGCACCUUUGUCACUUCCAAGAGAUUGGUUGCAGGAGAUGCAUUUGUGUUUCUCAGAGGUGAUAAUGGAGAACUACGAGUUGGGGUUCGGCAGCUUGCUCGUCGACAGAGCACAAUGCCAUCGUCUGUGAUAUCCAGUCAGAGCAUGCAUUUAGGAGUGCUUGCUACAGCUGCUCAUGCUGUUACAACUCAUACCCUCUUUGUUGUGUACUACAAGCCAAGGACGAGCCAAUUCAUAAUAGGAGUAAAUAAGUAUCUGGAGGCUAUUAACAAUGGAUUCUCUGUUGGCAUGCGUUUCAAGAUGAGAUUUGAGGGGGAAGACUCUCCUGAGAGAAGGUUCACUGGUACCAUAGUUGGGGUUGGAGAUAUUUCCCCACAUUGGUCAGAAUCUAAAUGGCGGUCCUUGAAGAUUCAAUGGGAUGAACCUGCAACAACACAAAGGCCAGAGAGAGUUUCUCCUUGGGAAAUAGAGCCAUUUGUGGCUUCUGCCUCCAUCAAUCUUGUACAACCAGCUGUAAAGAGCAAAAGACCACGACUGGUUGAUAUUCCAGCUUCUGAAAUUACUACAAAUUCUGCUGGUUCAGCCUUCUGGUGUCGUGGGUCAACACAAUCUCAUGAACUAACUCAAGUAGGAAGCACACCUGAAGUCCAAAGCAGUGAAAACCAAGUUAUGUGGCCUAUGAGGCAGAGAGAAGUUGAUAACAAUCUUAUCAAUAGUAGCGCAGGUUAUAACUCAAGGACUCUGCCUGAAAACGCCUGGCCAUCUUCUCUUGUGAAUGUAUCCCUAAACCUUUUUCCCAAUUCAAUGGAUGGCAACAACAAAACUGGAACACCACAGACUGUUCUCAUGGGUUAUGUGUCUUCUAUUCAAUCGAGGCCAAUCAAGGGCAAAAUGCAUGACCAAGCUGAAAAAGGAAAAAAAUCUGAAGUUUCAACAGGUUGCCGGUUGUUUGGGUUUAAUUUGACAGAUAGCACUUGUGCAGCUGUCCCCCCGGACAAGGAACAAGAGAGCACAGUUGUCGAUUACAAUGGUGUGAGAGGGUCUAUUCAAGUUGCAUCUCAUAUCGAUCAGAAUCCUGAAACUUCGAAGUCUUCAAAGGAGCAGAAGCAAGUUGCAUCAGAGACAUCAACCAAGGAGAUGCAGGCUAAGCAGGGUGCUGCUACGUCCACAAGAACUCGUACUAAGGUACACAUGCAAGGGAUUGCAGUUGGUCGAGCUGUUGACUUAACUGUAUUGAAAGGAUAUGAUGAUCUCAUAAAUGAGUUGGAGAAAAUGUUUGAUAUCAAGGGAGAGCUUUGUCCCCAUGGUAAAUGGUCCGUUGUUUUUAAUGAUGAUGAGGGCGAUAUCAUGCUUGUGGGCGAUGAUCCAUGGAUGGAAUUUUGUAAGAUGGUGAAAAAAAUCUUCAUAUAUUCAAGUGAGGAAGUGAAGAAGAUAAGUGCAAGAUGCAAAUUUCAGGUGUCAUCUUUGGAGGGUGAAGGGACUGUAAGCCUGGAUUCGGAGCAUAGGUCUGAAACAUGAAAGUUUGAAAACCCUUCUUAUUUAUAUGGUUUUACUUUGUUUUCCUUGGUUUGGUAUGGUGGGAGAAGAAAUGUUGGUAGUUUAUUUUGCUUAGGUUUUUUUUUUUUUGAGAGCUUUGCUUAAGGACAAAAAAAGAGUGAAUGAAAAUGCAUUGGGGAAGGUAAACUCUUAAUUUGUGGUAAAAGAAUAGGAAGAAAAAACAUUUAGGUUUAGAAAUGGAUGGAUUGUGUAUACCUUUGCUUUGUUGGGUGGUUGUGUGGUUUCAAUGAAUCAGCAUGUAAAAAUGUAAAUGCUUGCAUUUAAUAUGCACUUAGUUCUUGUUGGUUACUUUCCCUUGGAUGGCAUAUUCUGUGCUCUAGCUUUCAACCAUUGUCUGGCCUCCUGAGGAAAGCCGACUGAAGAAAUUGUCUCGUUGUCUUGCCUCGAGAUUUCCGUUUAUUUCGCUACGUUUGGGAACCAAUCUCGAUGGCCCUGACUUCUGGCUAGAGGCCCCCAAUGUGCUGUCAAAAAGUUAGCAGUGUCCAAAUGCUAUGCUGCUGGUCCCUAUUGCACAGGCUUAUCCACAUUAUUUGUCCUCUCAAUUAAGUUGUAAAGUUUAUGGUCCUGAAAUUUUGCAUAUGGGACAGCCCGGGGCAGUAGGUUAGGUACGGUUUUCAAGGCAUUCAUGGGAGCCGUGCUAAUCAGGUUCGGUUUGGCUUCAUCUAACCCGAAUAAGGGUUAAGUUUUUGCUUAUUACUUCCACGGCACUAAUCGUACCCACCAACAUUAACUAUGUUUUAACAAGUUAAAUUGGGUUAAAUCUUGAAGGGCAUGGAUGCCUACAAUUGCUUUGCCUUGAGAACAAGGGUUCUGGUUUCACCUAAUUAAUUGGUUUACGCUUCAUACUUCAAUCUUGACUUUAAUCUUCUGGGAUUCGAAAUCUUGAUUUUCCAUGUUUUAUUUUUGCAUUUUUGUACCAUUCCUCUCAGCUCAGGUGGGUCUUGCAGAGUGCUAACCUUGCAUUCGAAAUCUUUUUAGUUGUUACAGUUAACUUUUUUUUUUGCUUUAUUAUAGGCUUUAACAGAGAAUCCAAGCUUGCAUUGAGCCCAUUUAAAUGAGUCGGAUUUUACGUUUGUUUUGCUACAAGACGAAUGCCAUUGAUCUUGUUUGUUCACGGUAUGAGACGAGCUAAGAAGUUAAUAAUUUGGGUCAUAAGAGCUUGAGUUCAGAGCAAAGAUUUAUUUUAG